Eutrema salsugineum is the source of this 3147-nucleotide messenger RNA. RefSeq lists its product as uncharacterized. Lineage: Eukaryota; Viridiplantae; Streptophyta; Magnoliopsida; Brassicales; Brassicaceae. The record is from RefSeq and is a predicted model, not a curated record. Gene Ontology annotation, biological process: DNA integration. Gene Ontology annotation, molecular function: nucleic acid binding; RNA-DNA hybrid ribonuclease activity.
AUGCCUGGGAUUGACCUGCAAAUAACUUCCCACGAACUGAACGUCAACCCGACCUUCAAACCCGUCAAACAAAAACGCCGCAAGCUCGGCCCAGACCGAGCCAAAGCAGUAAACGACGAGGUGGACCGGCUACUAAAAGUUGGCUCAAUAAGGGAAGUUAAGUACCCAGAUUGGCUAGCCAAUCCAGUUGUGGUUAAAAAGAAAAACGGAAAAUGGAGAGUCUGUGUAGACUUCACCGACCUAAACAAAGCAUGUCCGAAGGACAGCUUCCCACUCCCUCACAUAGAUCGAUUGGUAGAAGCUACAGCAGGACACGAACUGUUGUCCUUCAUGGAUGCUUUCUCAGGGUACAACCAAAUACUCAUGAACCCUGAAGAUCAGGAAAAGACUGCGUUUAUAACAGACCGUGGCACAUAUUGCUACAAAGUAAUGCCAUUCGGCCUAAAGAAUGCGGGAGCUACUUACCAGCGCCUAGAAAAAAUGUUUGCUAAACAGCUCGGUAAGACCAUGGAAGUCUAUAUCGACGACAUGCUCGUUAAAUCUUCGAAAGAAGAAGACCAUGUUGCACAGCUCAAAGAGUGCUUCGCAAUACUAAAUCAGUACGGAAUGAAACUCAAUCCGACCAAAUGCUCGUUCGGAGUACCAUCUGGAGAAUUCCUAGGUUACAUCGUAACCGAAAGAGGAAUAGAAGCAAAUCCUAAACAGAUUGCAACCUUCCUCGAAAUGCUAUCCCCCAAAACCACGAGGGAGGUCCAAAGAUUAACAGGGCGAAUAGCAGCCCUUAACCGUUUUAUUUCGAGGUCAACUGACAAAUGCUUACCCUUUUACCAACUACUAAAAGGGAACAAAAAGUUCCAAUGGAACGAUGAGUGUGAAACAGCGUUCAAACAACUCAAGGCAUACUUGAGUGAACCGCCCAUACUAGCCAAGCCAGUCGAAGGAGAGCCUUUGUAUCUCUACGUAGCGGUAUCUCCAGCCGCAGUAAGCGGCGUGCUCGUUCGAGAAGAACAGAACGAGCAGAAACCCAUCUACUAUGUAAGCAAAAUGCUAGUAGACGCCGAAACAAGGUACCAUGCUAUGGAAAAACUGGCUCUAGCGGUCGUAAUGUCCGCCAGAAAGUUACGACCAUAUUGUCAGUCACAUUCCAUAGUAGUGAUGACCUCCCAACCCCUUCGCACUAUAUUGCACAGUCCGAGCCAAUCCGGACGGCUUGCGAAGUGGGCUAUCGAGCUAAGCGAAUAUGAUAUAGAUUACAAAAUCCGGACCUGCGCGAAAGCCCAAGUCUUAGCGGACUUCGCAUCGAGCUUACAACAGAUCCCGACGAUGCCACCGUCUAACCAGAAGUGGACACUCCACAUAGAUGGAGCGUCAUCAAAACAAGGAUCAGGAGUUGAAAUCAAACUGGUUUCCCCAAAAAAUGAAGUCCUCGAACAGUCUUUCAGACUAGGGUUCCAGGCCUCCAACAAUGAGGCCGAGUACGAAGCCCUCAUAGCCGGUCUCAGGCUAGCCCUCGGGAUCGAAAAUCGAGAAAUAAGCGCAUUCAGCGACUCUCAGCUCGUAACCAGCCAAUUUCAUGGCGACUACGUAGCAAAAGACGAACGGUUGGAAGCAUACUUAAACAUCGUACGCCAAAUAGCAAAUCAGUUUAGCUCGUUCGAGCUGACCAAAAUUCCUCGGGGGGAAAAUACCUCCGCCGACGCCUUGGCAGCCCUAGCAUCCACCUCUGACCCAAUGGUCAAGAGGGUGAUUCCCGUAGAAGGAAUCGAAAAACCAAGCAUCGACCUAGCUCCCAAGCCCGACAACUCGAUCAGUGCACCGCCCGAUCCCGAGAACCAGUCUGCUCAUCCAGAGCCCGAGCCUGAACUGGAUGACUGCGAAGAGUUCUUAAACAGACCGGACUGGAGAACUCCUAUCAUGGAGUAUAUUCAGAACGGUAUAGCUCCCACCGAAAGAUGGGCAGCAAGAAAAUUAAAAGCUCAAAGUGCUCGAUACUGCAUAAUGGAAGGUAAACUAUACAAGCGUAGCUUGAUAGAACCUUACCUCUUGUGCGUGCACGGUAUCGAGGCCCUAACAAUUAUGGCUGAAAUGCACGAAGGAAUGUGCGGAAGCCAUUCCGGAGGACAAGCUAUGGCAGUCCGCAUCAAAAGACAAGGCUAUUUUUGGCCCACUAUCAUUGCAGACUGCGAAAACUAUGCCACAAAGUGCGACAAAUGUCAAAGACACGCACCAAUGAUCCAUCAACCAGCUGAAAAGCUAUCUUCGAUAUCCGCACCCUACCCAUUCAUGAGAUGGUCAAUGGACGUAGUAGGACCACUGGUGGUCUCAGGACGCGCUAGAGUCCGUUUCCUACUCGUCCUAAAUGACUACUUCACUAAAUGGAUAAAGGCUCGAGCUUACCAGCAAAUCACCGGAUCAGAAGUCGAAAAUUUUGUCUGGAAAAACAUUGUCUGCAGACACGGCCUCCCUUAUGAGAUCAUAACGGACAACGGGACGAACCUGAUCUCAAGAAAAUUCACAAGGUUCUGUAACACUUGGAAAAUCAAGCUCAUAUCUUCCACGCCCCGAUACCCACAAGGUAACGGACAGGCGGAAGCUGCCAACAAAACAGUCUUAAGUAAUCUCAAAAAGAGGCUGGAUUCAAAGAAAUCUCGGUGGAGCGACGAGCUACCUGGGGUACUUUGGGCGUGUAGGACUACGCCCCAUCGAGCUACGGGAGAAACACCUUUCUCUCUAGCCUAUGGCAUGGAAGCUGUUAUCCCGGCUGAAGCAUCGGUACCGAGCAUCCGUCGGACUUUUUGUCCGGAUAACGAAGAACUCAAUGAAGAAAUGCUAAGAGAUCGGCUAGAUAUGAUCAAAGAACAACGAGAUCUAGCCCUAGUCCGCAUCCAGAAUUACCAGCAGGCCGCAGCUCGCUAUUACAAUUCCGGAGUCAAACACCGGAGCUUCAGUAUUGGCGACCUCGUGCUACGAAAGGUAUUCGACAACACUAAGAAGCGAGGCGCCGGCAAGCUAGGCACAAACUGGGAAGGCCCGUACAGAGUCACCGAAGUAGUGCGCAACAGCGUAUACAAGCUCGCAAACAAUAAAACCAGAGUGCCAGAUGCAAGACCGUGGAACGUUAUGAAUCUCAAGCGUUACCAUCUCUGA